UCCAUGUUAUGAGUGCACAAAACCUUCCAUUCAAGAAAUUUGUGCUACAAUGGCAAAGUUGAAGUCAUAUACUCUUUUGGCUAUGCUUAUUUUAUCAACUUUAGCCGUUGUUUCUGAAAGUCGGGUUGCCAGAAAGGACCUGGGUCUGGACUUGGGUGGCUUAGGGAUCGGAGUUGGCGCCGGGAUUGGCAUUGGCUUAGGAGGUGGUGGCAGCGGCUCAGGGGCUGGUGCGGGCUCCGGUUCAGGCUCUAGGGCUAGCUCGAGUUCUAGUUCAACCUCUAGCUCAAGCUCUAGUGCAGGUUCAGAUGGUGGUGCGGGUUCAGAAGCGGGCUCAACUGUUGGAUCCCGAGCAGGGUCGGGGUCAGGCGGCCGCAGUGGGGGAGGGUCCGAUGGUGGUGGUGGUGGUGGUGGAGGUGGAGGGUCCGGUGAGGGUUCUGGUAGCGAAAGUGGGUACGGUCAAGGAGAGGGACACGGGUCGGGUUACGGUGAAGGAAGUGGAAAUUAAUGAUCAGCCCAUCAGCCAUGCAUGUUAUAUAUGUACUCCAAAGUCCAAUAUGGUAAAAAAAAAAUUGCUAUACUAAUAUGUAAUUUAUUAAUGAAUAAAUGGGAGUACAAAAAGGCCCAAAUUACUGAUUUUAA
Messenger RNA from Sesamum indicum (sesame), 639 nucleotides. RefSeq lists its product as uncharacterized. The record is from RefSeq and is a predicted model, not a curated record. NCBI's taxonomy places the organism in Eukaryota, Viridiplantae, Streptophyta, Magnoliopsida, Lamiales, Pedaliaceae.